CGAAGGAUCCGGAUGAGGCCCACGACCACGACCACGACCAGCACCUGAACCAGGAUCAUCCAAAAAGAACAACAACACGGCAACUGUGCAGCAGGUGCCGUUUAUGUUAGCAAAAAAAAAGCACACCAGUGCUUAACAUACUUUUCCAGUGAUUGUUUGCCGUGUGUGCGCGCGUGCUGUGUUUGUGAGUGGCGUGUUUCCGCCAGCACCUAUUAGCACCAAGCACCAUCGGCAAAUCUCGAAUCGAUCUCGGGCCACAUACACACACACACACACUUGCGCACAAACACACACACAGUCAGGCACACCGGGCACGAUCCGAGUUUGUAGCAGCACGCCAUGCACGAUACUCCUGCACCAACACCAGCAAGUGCCACUUGAAGCCACGGUGACGGCGACGGUGGUGGGCCCUCGCGCGAUCGCGAUCACACGUGCCCGUGAUUUGCCCCGUGAAACGAAAGGGGCCCGUGGCGCGGCGACAACCUCGUAGACGUCGUCGUCUCUCCGGAUACGCCAGCCUACGCCUUCCUAUUCCUUUUUUUCGGCCCCCCCCCUUUCUCCCCCCUCGUCUCCCUUCUCCGCCACCCCCCCCCCCCCACUGUGUGCUCACACUUUGGGGCCCGGAAUGGCCAACACUGCCCAUCUCUUCCGCAGACAGAGCUCCCGGGAUCUGCUGCAACAGGCCACCGUCCGGAGCUUGGACGAGCUCGAGCUAAGGGAGCUACGCAGUCGCCUGGUACGGGCGGAGAACGGAUCGCACCGCAAUGCACCGGUGUACGGUGCGACGAACCAGGCGUUCAUCAGCGACGAUGAUCCACCGAUGGCCCAGAUACUGGACCUUGGGCCGGCAUCGUCGAGUGCCGGGCCACGGCAUCACCCGGCCCCAACCGCCACCACCCGGAAGCUCGCGAUGCAAGCGUCGAUCGUGUCGCAGCACGAACCGGCGAUCGUGGAGAAGCCGGAAGAUGAGCGGGAAAGCUGGGACAGCAAGUGGACGUUCCUGUUGGCCACCAUCGGGUACGCGGUCGGUUUGGGUAACGUGUGGCGGUUCCCGUAUCUGGCGCAGAAAAACGGUGGUGGCGCUUUCCUGGUACCGUACUUUAUCAUGCUGCUGCUGCAGGGCCUCCCCAUCUUCUACCUGGAGCUGGCGAUCGGGCAGCGGCUCCGGAAGGGUGCGAUCGGUGUUUGGCACGAGGUGUCCGCUUACCUUGGCGGUAUCGGUAUCUCGUCCGCGUUCGUCAGCUACAUUGUCGCCCUGUACUACAACACCAUCAUCGCCUGGUGUUUGAUUUAUCUGCUGCACAGCUUCGAAUCGCCGCUCCCGUGGGCCGACUGCCCGAAGCGCCUGUUCGCCAACUUUACGUACGACGUGGAGCCGGAGUGUGUCGUUUCGUCACCGACCAAGUACUACUGGUACCGGGAAACGCUGCAGGUAUCGCACAGCGUUGACGAACCGGAGCAGAUCAACUAUACGGUGGCGAUGGCACUCAUUACCGCCUGGUCGCUGGUGUACCUGUGUAUGGUGCAGGGCAUUACCGAGUCGAGCAAGAUCGUCUACGUUACCGCCAUCUUUCCGUACGUCGUGCUCGUUAUCUUCUUCUUCCGGGGCAUCACACUGAAAGGCGCCCUGGACGGUAUCGCGCACCUGUUUACGCCACGCUGGGAGUCGAUCCUGGAGCCGGUCGUGUGGCUCGAGGCGGGCACACAGAUCUUCUUCUCGCUCGGCCUUGCGUUCGGGGGGCUGAUCGCGUUCAGCUCGUACAAUCCGGCCAACAACAACUGCUACCGCGAUGCGCUCGUCGUGUCCAUCACCAACUGUUCGACCUCGAUGUUUGCCGGCGUCGUUGUCUUCUCCGUUAUCGGUUUCAAGGCUACCUCGAUCUACGAUAGCUGCGUCGCCGAACGGACCGAGAUGGUGCGGCUGAACAAAUCGUCCGAGCUGCUGCCAGUUUGCGAUCUGCAGAAGGAGCUGGAAAAUAGCGCAUCCGGUACCGGGCUGGCGUUCAUCAUCUUCACCGAGGCGAUCAACCAGUUCCCGGCGGCCCAGCUGUGGGCGGUACUGUUCUUCCUGAUGCUGUUCACGCUCGGUAUCGACUCGCAGUUCGGCACACUCGAGGGUGUCAGCACGUCGCUGAUGGACAUGAAGCUCUUCCCGAACGUACCGAAGGAGAUGAUCACCGGGUUUCUGUGCGUCUCGUGCUGCGUGAUCUCGAUGUGUUUCGCCAACGGGGCCGGCAGUUACAUAUUCCAGCUGAUGGACAGCUUCGCCGGCAGCUACACACUGCUCAUCAUUGCGUUCUUCGAGUGUAUCGGUGUCAGCUACAUCUACGGCAUUAAACGGUUCGCCGACGAUAUCGAGCUGAUGACCGGGUCACGGCCGGGACUGUACUGGAUGCUGUGCUGGAAGUACAUCUCUCCGAUUGCGAUGCUUACGAUUCUGGUGGCCUCGUUCCUGGAGCUCGCAUCCGAGGGUAGCAGCUACCCGGGGUGGAACGCACUCACCGGCACCACGGAUCGGCUCGAGUGGCCCCACUGGUGCAUCGUCGUUGCGAUACUGCUCAUUCUUGUUUCCAUCCUGUGGAUUCCCGGUGUUGCCAUACUGCGAUUAUGCGGCAUCAACGUGAUCGAGGACAGCGAACCGGCCUGGUUUCCGUCGGCCGAGCUGCGCGACGUCCACGGUAUCGUACCGCACGAACCGACGGAUAUUGAGAUCUCACUGUUCUGUAUACGUGCGGACGGGUCCGAGGGGCUCUGCUGUCCUACCUACGGGCCCCGCGAACAACCGCUCGAUGAGGAGGAGUAAACACGGACGUCUGACUUACCCUUUUUCCCCCUUUCCUUCUCCCCCCCCAUCACUCAAGCCUCAAGUUAUCGAUACACAAAACUACAUAAAUAGAUAUACAUAUACCGUUAUAUAUGUAUCUAUUUAUAGCUAUAUACAUAUUAUCCCCAUUACAUACACGUAGUACACACGGUGCAUAUGCUGAUUUGUAAAUGUGUACAUAACUACACAACACAUACCCUCCAAAAAGAACAAAAAAAAACUAAAAAAGAAAAGCAUGUCCAAUAAUGUCCCAGGGUGGGGUGGGCGGAAAAUAUGGUAGUUGUUGGUGAAGGGCAGGAAAACGAACCACCUCCUCCUCCUCCUCUGUAGGAAUUCAUUAACUCCGCAGCAUUUCGUGCAUCAGUGUGUGUGUUCCACAGUUAGUGUUGUAACCAAAAAAAAAACAAUUAAAACAAGUAAAAACUAGCGAGACAAGCAACAAGAUGUGCAGGAAACAGGGAAGCAGGGCAGAGAAGGGGUGAAGGAAGAAUGGAUCGAAAGGGGUUGGAUUGGAUUUGUAACUGAAUCGCAAUCGCGUCUCGACAAAAACCAACACAUACAUGGUCUGGUCGCAAUGUAAACAGGACUCUUUCCGUUGGAAAGUUUCUGAUGGCACCAUAUGAAUGUGAUUAUUUUUGUUUGAAAGGAACAUCCUUUAACCACUUUCAGUCAAAAUUUCAUGUCAUUUGGUUCACUGGAAGCAAACUUAUUGCACUUACCUUUCAAACAAAAAUAUCCACAUUAAUAUGGUGCCGCCAGAAAUUGUGCUAUCGGAAAAGUCCUGUCGCAGGACCAUGUAAGAACGUCCCAAAAAGUAAAAAACUUUAACGGAAAGCCAUUCCAUAGAACGGGUUGGUUUCGAUCCCUACAGGGGGACAGGUGACCCUCCGGUGCAGCACCUUACAAAAAAGAAAAAAAAACACCGACCUUUGGCAUAUCACUGUUUGAGAUCCCGUUUUCCUGUGCAGUUUCGGGGAAGUGUUUGUGUCGUCUUCACUGCAAUCGACGGUUGUUACUACUUUGAAAUGUUCUUAGUGCAGCGAUAAAAAUACGUAUCGGUCCAACCAUGCACCAUGCGCGGGGGGGGGGGGGGGGUGGGGCGGUGACUUAUGAGAUGCACAGUUAUGGGGUGAUCCUUAACGCGGGGGUGUAUGGGUGAAGACUACCGACUUGUAAGGCAACUAAUGACAAUAAUAAAACUAACAAAUUACAUCAGAUGAUCGCAGGAUCAAAGAGAGAGUUGAGAUAGAAAGAGAAAAAAAUGGGGGAGAAGAACAGAAAAAAAAAGAAAACACAGAAAGAGACCCCGAGUGUCGAGUGUCUCUAUACGUCAUCUCUUGAUUGUUGAAUGGUAUUUAGCGCAAGCACACACUGUUUUGUCUUUGUACAAAGGAUAUCACUAUACGAAUAAAACACGCAUGGUUAACCGAGUA
Messenger RNA from Anopheles aquasalis, 4257 nucleotides. Its product is annotated as sodium-dependent neutral amino acid transporter B(0)AT3. Gene Ontology annotation, biological process: nitrogen compound transport; amino acid transport; sodium ion transmembrane transport. Lineage: Eukaryota; Metazoa; Arthropoda; Insecta; Diptera; Culicidae. The record is from RefSeq and is a predicted model, not a curated record. Gene Ontology annotation, cellular component: plasma membrane.